Gorilla gorilla gorilla (western lowland gorilla) is the source of this 3878-nucleotide messenger RNA. It is a transcript of the gene TBC1D22A, whose product is annotated as TBC1 domain family member 22A. Lineage: Eukaryota; Metazoa; Chordata; Mammalia; Primates; Hominidae. The coding region runs from base 102 to 1775 and encodes 557 amino acids. Gene Ontology annotation, molecular function: GTPase activator activity. The transcript has 13 exons. The record is from RefSeq and is a predicted model, not a curated record. Gene Ontology annotation, biological process: activation of GTPase activity.
GGGUGGUGGGGUAGGGCCUCAUGACCACAGUGAAGACAUGGACUGUUCUUUGAUUCUGGCUGAAUGGGGAACGUUUGGAGGGCUUUGAGCAGAGGAGUGGCAUGGUCUGCAUUAGGUUUGAUGGGAUAUCUUUGGCUGCUGUACUGAAGACAGAUUGGAGGCGUUGGGAGUCGGGGCAAGGGCAGAAGCAGGGAGACCAGGAGGCCAGGGUGCCGCAGCGUCCAGUGGUCACUGGUGGUGGCGGCUUGCACCUGAGUGGAAGCUGUGGUGGUGGCAAGAAAUGCAUCCAGCAUGUGUAUGGUGCCCAGCACCCCCCCUUUGAUCCACUGUUACAUGGCACUUUGCUCAGGUCCACGGCCAAGAUGCCGACCACACCAGUGAAGGCCAAGAGGGUCAGCACCUUCCAGGAGUUUGAGAGCAAUACCAGCGAUGCCUGGGACGCUGGGGAGGACGACGAUGAGCUCCUGGCCAUGGCGGCGGAGAGCCUGAACUCUGAGGUGGUAAUGGAGACGGCCAACCGUGUGCUGCGUAACCACAGCCAGCGCCAGGGGCGGCCCACGCUGCAGGAGGGGCCAGGGCUUCAGCAGAAGCCCAGGCCCGAGGCAGAGCCGCCCUCACCCCCCAGCGGCGACCUCCGGCUGGUGAAGUCUGUCAGUGAGAGCCACACGUCCUGUCCUGCAGAAAGUGCCAGCAAUGCCGCCCCUCUGCAGAGGUCCCAGUCUCUCCCACACUCGGCCACCGUCACGCUGGGUGGCGCAUCCGACCCCAGCACCCUCAGCAGCUCAGCGCUGAGCGAAAGAGAGGCCUCCCGGCUCGACAAGUUCAAGCAGCUGCUUGCCGGCCCCAACACGGACCUUGAGGAAUUACGGAGGUUGAGCUGGUCCGGAAUCCCUAAGCCAGUGCGUCCAAUGACGUGGAAGCUCCUCUCAGGUUACCUUCCCGCCAAUGUAGACCGGAGACCAGCCACUCUUCAGAGAAAGCAAAAAGAAUAUUUUGCAUUUAUUGAGCACUAUUACGAUUCUAGGAAUGACGAAGUUCACCAGGACACAUACAGGCAGAUCCACAUAGACAUCCCUCGAAUGAGCCCUGAAGCGUUGAUCCUGCAGCCCAAGGUGACGGAGAUUUUUGAAAGGAUCUUGUUCAUAUGGGCGAUCCGCCACCCAGCCAGUGGAUACGUUCAGGGGAUAAAUGAUCUCGUCACUCCUUUCUUUGUGGUCUUCAUUUGUGAAUACAUAGAGGCAGAGGAGGUGGACACGGUGGACGUCUCCGGCGUGCCGGCAGAGGUGCUGCGCAACAUCGAGGCCGACACCUACUGGUGCAUGAGCAAGCUGCUGGAUGGCAUUCAGGACAACUACACCUUUGCCCAACCUGGGAUUCAAAUGAAAGUGAAAAUGUUAGAAGAACUCGUGAGCCGGAUUGAUGAGCAAGUGCACCGGCACCUGGACCAACACGAAGUGAGAUACCUGCAGUUUGCCUUCCGCUGGAUGAACAACCUGCUGAUGAGGGAGGUGCCCCUGCGUUGUACCAUCCGCCUGUGGGACACCUACCAGUCUGAACCGGACGGCUUUUCUCAUUUCCACUUGUACGUGUGCGCUGCUUUUCUUGUGAGAUGGAGGAAGGAAAUACUAGAAGAAAAAGAUUUUCAAGAGCUGCUGCUCUUCCUCCAGAACCUGCCCACAGCCCACUGGGAUGAUGAGGACAUCAGCCUGUUGCUGGCCGAGGCCUACCGCCUCAAGUUUGCCUUCGCCGACGCCCCCAAUCACUACAAGAAAUGAGCCCAGGCCCACCCGCAGCUGGCCUCACUGUCCUGGGUGGCGCGCCCCACCUGCCUGGCUGGUGGUAGGCCCCUGUGAGCUAGUCCCGGGCUGCUAAAAGGCCUUGUGAGGGGGCCCCACCCUCCAGGGGAGCUGGUGAAGAUGGGCCCCAGACCUGGUCUAGGGCUGACAAAGACAGGGACAGCCUCUGUUUUCUGAGAUACCAAAGAGAGCCAGGGGAGGGCCCCGGCUUCGGCGGCCAGAGGCAGGUCAGGGGUCCCCUCUCCCUCUCCCUGCAAUGUCCUUGCCAAAUGACUGCCUCCUGCCGCCCCUAGUCCGGGGCAGCCUAGGAGGCCGACCCUCUUGGGAGUCCUGCUGUCUGGGUGCCAGGGCCGGAACGAGGUAGUGGCCAUCUCAUACCUACUCUGAAAUGCAAAACUUCUAUUCUGUUGAGUGAAAGAAUAAAAUGUAGACAAAAUCUAGACCGAGACGUUGCGCUGACCCGGGGUCUCUGUGCCGCGAGGUCCCCUCACAGCCGUAUUUCACUGCUGCUGGCCCUUUCCCUCCGUGUGUUUUCCUGCUUGCUUGGUUUAAACGUGGCUGGGAAGCUGAAGGCUGGAGUCCAAGCCGUGAGCCCGCCGAGUGCCUGGGAGGCCGUGGGACCAAAGGCUGGGAGCAGAGGGAGGCCUCGCCAUCGCCUUACUUUCCACCUUGAACCUCUUUUACAAGAGAGAACCCCCCACCUCCCUGAGGUCCAGGGCCAAGUGGCCCCGCCACGCAGGUAGGCGCCAGCCUCAGCCAGAGCCCCUGGAGGCCCACCCAGGCUGUCGGGCCAUGUUGGGCUGGCAGACGGGCAGGGGCUCGCGGCCCUGUCAUCAAAGCCCUGAACCACAGUGCUCUUCUCACCACAGCCUGGAAGCGGAAUGAGCUUUUGGAGGCUUCCUGGGACUUGCUGUCCUUGUCCAGGUCUGCCAGGUGUAGGGGAGGUGUGACUGGUUCCGUCGUGGACCGGUUCCUCCGUGGACCAGUUCCGCCGCGGACCACUUCUGCCCUGGACCGGUUCUGCCCUGGACUGGUUCUGCCCUGGACUGGUUCCACCAUGGACCAGUUCUGCCGUGGACUGGUUCCCGCCAUGGACCAGUUCCCGCUGUAUACUGGUUCUGUCCUGGACUGGUUCCCGCUGUGGACUGGUUCCUUGGGGCUCUAAGCGUGGAAGGGCCCAGAGCUGGUCCCUGCCCAGCGCCCUGCUAGGGCUGUGUCCGUGGUUCCAGGGGCCUUGGGACUGGCUUCCCAGCAUUCCCUCGGUGUGUCACAGGCUGCAUGACCCCUGGAAUGUGGGCAGGGCCACAGCCACAGUCUGUCUGAUCCCUGAGCCCAGGACAGGCUCAUGUCCUCAGCGACCCACUGGUGACUGACUUCUCAGACUCUCCUCUGUCCCUCAGGAGCAGCCGUGUCCUCUCCCAGGCCCUAGGACACUGCCGGAGACUGUGGGACAUACAGGCAUAAGUGAUGUGUGUGUUUCUGCUUCUGUUUUAAAAAUCCAGCAUGGAACACACAGCAUGGAAAACACACAGCAUGGAAAUUAGCACAAAAUGCUGUGCAAACGUCAGAUGCUCCCAAACCAGCAAAGGGAUGGGCUUGCUUCAGAUCAGAUGCGGGCACGCCUUACCCCUGCCUUCUGUGUCCCCACCCCAGGGUCAAGGGUUCCUCAGACCAGCCAUGCCUCCUCCUCCUGCCGCCUCCUUUUCUAGAUGGGGAGGGGAUUCCGUCACAAGGAGAGCCUCCCCUCGGCCGUGUGCAGGAAGCCCCAUGGCCAUGUGCAGGAAGCCCCAUGUCGCUUUGCCGAGAUCAGCCCUGGGAGGAUCCCUUCUCUAGCUCAGAUCAUGCUGUGUGGCCAGAAGGCUGUGGACACAACUGACCUGCUUCUUGAGGUGGUUUAUGUUUUAAACAGGAAGCUCCACGGAGUUCAGCCCUGUGUGCAUUUCCUCAUAUAUGUAAACGCCAAGACUGAAUGUGAGGGGUGUCGACCGUGGGCCUUAAGUCUGAGCAGAUCCAUCUGGAAUGUUCGGGGUGUGCUGUCUGGAUGUGGUGUGCUAAAAACACGGAAUAAAGAUCAGUGACAAA